AUGUUUAUUUGGGUGUAUUUUAGUUUUAGGCAUUAUUAAAAUUUUCCAUUAGGAAAAAUGUUAAAAAUAUUAUUAAUAUUGCAAACCCAUUCUCAUUCUUGUGGGCCAAAACUUGUGGCCCAAGCAAUCAAGGUUCAUGAUACUCUAAAGGCCCAAAUCACUUUUGACUCAUAUUUAGAUACGUCUCAAUUAUGUUAGAGAUUAAUUUUCCACAGAAUUGGACUUUGAGCUCAUUUAUGAUAUAAUUUAGGUGGACUAGAAGCUUAGGAAUUGUGAAGAUUGAACUGCUACAAGACAUUUUAUGGCCUAUAAUAAAACACAUCUUAAAUAUUUAGUUUUCUUGUUUUAAAUUUCAUUCCACUUUUAGUUAUUUCAUAUUUGUGUGACUUGACCCCUCUUUUUCUUAGGGGCAAUUUUAGCAUAACCUUUCCUUUUUUAGGAGCAUUCUAAUAAAACCCCUAAUUUGUAAUGAAAUUCUAAUCAAUUUCAACCUAGUUAAAGGCCCCCCUUACAGUUUUAGGAGCCAUUCAAUCAAUUAUAUAGUUUUUUUUCCUCUUCUAAGAUGUAUAUUUAGAGAAACCUGACUCGAGAUCAAAUCUUUGUGGAAUAAAGGCUUGAUGGUUUUUCAUUUUUUGGAUUUAAGAUUUAGAAUCUUCAUAGAAAUCACAUUUCUUUUGGAUUCAAGGACUUUGAAUUUCAACUCCAAAUAACUCAGACUAUGAUACAUGGUAUCAAAGCUAUACUUAGGGCUCAAAUCUGUUCUUUCUAUCACUCUUGAUCUUUCAAGUCGUCAUCUUGUCCCUCUCCGUUGCAUCAUCACCGACUGAUUUGACCACCAUGAUCAGCCUCCUCUUCACAUACUCCAUUUUUAUGGAUCUACAUCAGGUUAGAAACAUCCACAUCCACAUCCACAUCCACAUCCACUUGGUUAGCAUAAGGUUGGACCUGAACCACAGGGUCAUCACUAGGAGGCUGAUACAGCAUUUCUUCUACGUCAUUCCCAUGAAGGACACCAUCAUGUGGAUGCUGGCGGUCAAGGUGAAGCCCAAUGUGGUCGCCUUUCACUUCCCUGCUCUACUCUUCCAACCAUGUCAGCCUAGUCAACAAGGGGUUCUCCUUGUUCAGCCGCGCACACUCUACAUCGGCAUUGGCAACGUUAGGCCUUGGGUGGAGCACUACGUAGGCGCCAUUGACCUCCUUGGCCUUGCAAGGCAGCUGCAGGAGGCAUGUGGGCUCAUUAUAACGAUGCCUUGCCGGCCAAACCACACUAUUUGA
Molecule: messenger RNA, 1275 nt
Organism: Spirodela intermedia
Lineage: Eukaryota; Viridiplantae; Streptophyta; Magnoliopsida; Alismatales; Araceae
Source: the annotation of a GenBank genome assembly